UUUAUACUUUCUUUAGCAAAAAUUGGAGGGGCUACACUGUCAUACUAAAAUUGGAGGGAUUCAAGGUUGAUUUAGAUAUAUUGAUCUCAUAAGCAGCGGUGCACUGGCCGUAUAGCCAUGAUCGAUCAUGACUGCUUGUGGCAAGACAUGAUAAUUGCGAGUCCAGAGUAUUCAUCUACAUCAGGUUCUCGGUGUUCUCGUGUUGUCUGAUUUUGGGUUUCAUUCUUUUCAUUGGCUUCUUUUACGGGUGUACUUGCCCGGCGUUUUGGUCCGGUGUUCUGUGGCCGAGGUGUCUUCUUCGUUCAUUCUUUGAACGGCUGUUUCUGGUACUGUGGGUUACGUCAUUGUUUGGUUACUUUCAUUGUUUUGCUUCGUGAGUUUGUUUGCUGCAAGUGAGCUUGUUGUGGCUUGAGUUACUGCAGGCCGUAACUUGGUGGUUGUUUUUAUGCUUCUGUGGAGUUUUAUUUCGUCAACAUGGAUAUGUUAGUUGAUCGCCAUGGUCAUCUACAAUUGGAGAAGGAAGAUGACAAACUGGUGGAUAUAUUGCUGCUAGAUGAGAGCGGGAGGGAAGAGCUGGAUGGGGGAUUAUCCGAGUGGUCUCUAGUCGGUACUGUUUUUAUAGAGAAGAGAGUCAAUUUUCUGUCGUUUAGGGACACAAUGGCUUCUGUUUGGAGACCGGGCAGAGGUGUCUCAAUCAAAGAAAUAUGCGAUAAGAGGUAUAUUUUCUCUUUUUAUCAUGAAAUUGAUAUGAAGCGUGUCAUAGAGUAUGGUCCAUGGUUGUAUGAUCACAAUCUUGUGGUGUUGUGUGAGCUCAAGCUAGAUGAUGUGCCUUUGAAAGUUCCUCUAUUUUUUUUUUUGGAUUUUUGGGUCCAAGUGCAUUACUUGGCUGUAGGUCACUUGAAUCUUGGAUGUUUCAUUAAACUUGACAAAAAUCAAGUUGAGGGACGUUGGAGAGCCUACUUGAGGAUUCAGGUCCGUUUGAAUAUUAGCAAACCGCUCAAGAAAAAUUUAAAGGUUCAAAAAAUGAAUGAGGAUUGUCUAUGAGUAGAUAUGAGAUAUGAGAAACUUCCAAAGUUCUGUUUUGCUUGUGGCUUUAUUGGUCAUGGAAACAAAUUUUGUCCCCAAACUCUAGGACUACCAAAUUCGGAACACAUAAGAGAAUAUGGGCCGUGGAUGAGGGCUAGUAGUGGGCGUACUAGUAGAGGGGGAGGUAGCAAGUGGCUUGUUGAUGAGAAAGCAAUUAAGCAGGGAUUUGGCACUAUCGUGGGAAUGGAGAUGUCUACAUCGGCUAUGGAGACAUGGGUUCUAGUUCUGUUUUUUUUGCAGGUGAGAUGAAGAAUCCACGGAGCCCAGAUAAAAGAGUAAAGGCUGCUGAACAAAAACGCCGUCGGGUGGAGGUGGAAUCAUCAUCUGCAUGCACAUUGAUGGAGAUUGAAACCUGUUGCAGAAAAACAGGGUUGGGGCAAGUCCUGGACAACAGGCUCGCCCGGCCAAGCCAAACAAUGGGGACGAGGGGGCGCUGCACUCCAGCCUCGUUGGAUGAUCUGAUGCUGAUUUCGGGUUUUUUAGUUGAGAAACUUAUUUACUCCUUUUGUUUUGCUUUAUUUAUUUCCCAUGUUCUGGAUGUUGUUUUUGUUUUAGUUGUGCUGCGUUUUUCCAGCAAAAAAACUUGUGAAACUAAAACAGGGGAUGAAGAGUCGUGUCUGCAAGUCAUAGGCCCAGGUAAGCCCAAAGCGGGAUUAGCGAAUUAUAUGGCUUCUACGGAGGUGAUUAAUUCAGAGUUUGGUCCUUGGGCGGACGGUAGACGGAGACUUGUUAUCACUUUGUAACUUGUUUUGGUUUGGUCCGUUUGGUUUGUUUGGUUAUAAUAAGUUAAGCUAGUUUCGUUAAAAAAAGAUAUAUUGAUCUCAUACUAUAAUACUCUCUCUGUAC
This is a messenger RNA of Cuscuta epithymum, 1932 nucleotides long. Lineage: Eukaryota; Viridiplantae; Streptophyta; Magnoliopsida; Solanales; Convolvulaceae. The record is from the annotation of a GenBank genome assembly.